CAUGGGAAGGAGGAGGAAGGCUUCAAAGGGCUUCAGAGGGAGGGACGGAGAGCUGUAGUAGUAGUAGUAGGGUUAGUUUGGGUCCUGUGGUGGUAUGUGGCAUGGUGUUGUCGCAGUGGGUGAUUGAACGAUCAAUCAAUCGAUGAAGGAGUUGGGGCUUUCGGUUUCUACUUUUAGCCGGGACCCACUUUACAAAACAGAUCAGCUGGGGCUGAUGGGAGGAGAAAAGUGGGGGUUUUGCGAGGCUAGUCCAGCUCAGUCCAGCUUAGCCGUGGUGGUGGUGGUGGCAUCACAGCCUGGGGAACAGUCGUUGCGCUCUGACCCGAUCUUCUCGCCUUGCUCCUCCUACGACGCACCUUUCCUCGCCGCCGUUGCUUGCCAGUGUCGGGACCAUCUAUCUGCAUCACUCCCUUCACCUCGGCUUCUAUGGAUCGCCACUUCCUCGCCUCCUCCUCCUCCUCCUAGCCCACUCUGCGGAAUGCUGUCAGCAGGUCAGUGUUGCACUGUUACUUUGCUGCUCUCAUCGGGCUUGGCUUUGCAACUCGCGAGACACCCUCGUCUGUUUCUGUCGGUUUUGUACUACUUCACUUGCUGGGUUGUAGGAGGUUCUGUGAGUGAGGUGUUCAGUGACACUGGUAGUGGUUUGGAUGUAGGGGAAGGAAUAUGAGGAGGGGAAGAGAGAAAGAGAGUGCGAGUGAGGAAGGAAGGCAACGAGUUUUUGAGAGCGCGAGAUUCGAGAUGUUGAGUGAGGGUGGAGACCUGAGGGAGCGUAAAAGUUGUGUUCAAAGAAAUGGCUGAGAAAUCUUCUACAGUUUAUCGGAGGAUGAUUUGUAUCUGAAUGCGGCAGCGGACCGCUGGUCCAUCUCUGCUGGAGGGAAUUAUAAACGGGCUCGCCGCUUAUUCCAAAACUGCGCGCAAGGUUUUCUUCGAAUAAGAGAAUUUCAAAUUGUGGGCUAGGUAUACGGUGCACUUGUGCACAUUAGUGGUUAGUUUGCGAGGAUCAAACGAGAUCGAUGCUGAAGUGCUAGAGCCUCUCCUUCGAGAGAUCCAAGUUGCGCAGAAUUUUAUCGCCUCUUAUAGCUGUCAAAGCGGGCUGUACAUUGCCACUCACCGCCGAUGUGUGGCGACGCACCCCGAGGACAUCACACAGGAUUUCUCUGCCAUCUGCGGUGCACCAGGAUGCCAAAGGGUGAGGGGGGCACAGUGGCCCAAGGAUUAGGAUUCUGGCGGUUUUUGCUAUGAAGCUUAUGUUGCACUCAUGGAGAUUGUUGGUUUUAUUGUUGCAUUUGGCCUAUCCAAGAACAGAUGGCAGGAAUCCAGAUCCACAAACGCCGGGAUGUUGUUGAGCAUAUUAAGAUGGUGUUCCAAGACUCAACGUGGGGGUUAGAUGAUAUGCAAAUUAUUUCGCAUUCCCAAGUUGCAAAUUUUUAAUUAGCUAUAUUGCUUCUCAAUUUGGUUGAUGUAUGCAGACCAAGUCGCAUUUAUUACUCCUUGAGAAAGCGUGAUCGGGUCACUCUUCGUUUUGAAUGUAGCACUCCUGGUCAGGCAUUGGUAUUGGAGCAAUACAUAUGACUGGAGGGAGCAGACAAGGCAUCUAAUAAAAUCUGCACACGAGCUAAUUUAGCUAAGCAAAGAUUCAAAAGACUGGAUAAGAAGAUCUUAGUUGCGCGGCUUUCAAGGACUCAGCAUUGGAGCAAGAUCUUCUGACACGCAUGUGUGCGGGCGGUUGGGGUUGAGGAUCCAAAGCGGGACGAUUUGAAGUUGACAAACAAGAUGGACGUGCGUAAACGUGACGUGCAGGAUACAAAGGGCGUGGUUGGCAAUGGGUACAACAACCUCUUACAGCAGCCGACUGAUCUAGCCACCCCUUCUGAGGAUCCCAAUGUGAUGUCCCAUCACCAAGAGUAUCGGCGAUUGGAGCCUCUCUACGAAGCCUUCCUAUGUCCUCUCACGAAGCAGAUCAUGCGCGAACCUGUUUGUUUGGAGAAUGGCCUAACUUUUGAAAAGUCUGCAAUCGAGCAAUGGUUGCAAAAAUGUCGAGAUUUAGGGAAGGAGCCAAUCUGCCCCCUGACUGGGAAGCUGAUUACUACUCCGCCGAAGCCCAGCAUUGCCGUUCGGAACACCAUUGAGGAAUGGACCACUCGGAACGAACUGGCGCGCAUUGACAUUGCAAAGGUACUCAUUACUGCCGAUGCCUCGGAGAACGAUGUACUCCAUGGCCUCCGGGAUGUGCAAGUGCUCUGUCGGAAGAAGUUUAACAAGAACAAGAUACGCAACGCUGGCCUAAUUCCUCAAAUUGUGGAUCGCUUGAAGAGUGGAAGAGAGGCCCGGGUUCUAGCCCUUUCCACUCUUCGUAUCCUCGCUGAAGAUGACGAUGAGGCAAAAGCAAUCAUAGGCCAGACUGACAUAUUGCGACAGGCCGUAAAGUGUUUGGCUCGAGACGACCCGACUGAGCGAGAGGAAUCAGUAAAGCUUCUUUACGAGCUAUCAAAUUCUUAUUUCAUGUGUGAGAAGAUCGGUGCAACCAAUGGCGCCAUACUUUUCCUCGUGGGAAUGACCAGCGGCAGCUCUGAGAACAUGGUUGCUGGCGACAUAGCUGACGACGUCUUGACCAACUUGUCAAAAUGCGACAAGAAUGUCCUUCAAAUGGCGGAGAAUGGUCGUGUGCAACCACUUCUCGAUCGCCUCACUCAAGGCGAUGCGGAGGUACGUGUAGAAAUGGCUGAGGUCCUUUCCGAACUGACCUUAACCCCAGAAGCGAAGGCCCGCGCCGGCGAGCUCGUGUCGAGGACGUUAGUGGGGAUGUUAAACAGCAGCUCCUCGUCUUCGGAGAAAGCGGCUGCUCUGAAAGCUCUCCGCAGCAUUUCAACGCUCGAGACCAAUGGCAGCAAGCUCCUGGAGGCGGGGGUGUUGAUUCCUCUAAUGCGCGAUCUCUUUGUCGUCGGUCCCAAUAUGGUCCCCAUGAAACUAAAAGAGGUAGCCGCUACGAUCCUUGCUAAUGUGGUUAACGCCAGCGGAAUGUGGGAGAGCAUCCCCGUCGAUGAUGGCGGCAACACGCUCACAUCUGAGACCAUCAUGCACAACUUCCUCCACUUGAUCAGCAACACCGGGCCCGCAAUCGAGGCCAAGCUUCUCCUGGUGUUAGCAGGGCUAGCGUCAAAGCCGAGAGCCGUGAGCAAGGUUGUCUCCGCCAUCAAAAGCGCGGGCGCCAUAGUCAACUUAAUCCAGUUCUUGGAAGCCACUCAACCCGACCUCCGUGUCGUCUCCGUCAGACUCUUAUACCUGCUGUCGUUCUACAUGUCCCAAGAGCUCGCAGAUGGAUUGCGCGUCACCACACGCCAAUUGAGCACAGUAGUGAAGCUAUUAGGCCAGUCGUCCGCAACAGAGGAGCAAUCCUUCGCCGCUGGAUUGCUGGCCAACCUUCCCUUACAAGACACGCACCUGACGCGCGCAUUGCUCGAUGAGAACGCCUUGCCUACGAUCGUCGAGCGCAUGAAUGAGAUCAGGAGGGGAGUCGUCAAUAUUGGAGGCAGCCGCCACAUCGCGGCGUUUCAGAAAGGCUUGGUGGGAGUCCUCCUCCGAUUCACAUCCGAACUGGACGACCCUGAAUUCGUCGGCGUAGCGCAAGAGCAUGAUCUAACAUGUUUGUUUACGGAGCUCCUGAGAACCUCAACCCUUGACGAGGUGCAACGCUCUUCUGCGGAAGCAUUGGAGAAUCUGUCUGCGAAGUCGCAGCAGCUAUCGAAUGUACCGGAGCCUCCCGCGUCGAUGCCUUUAUGCUCUUUUUUUCCGUGCCUGUUUCAAAGACCGCCCUUGCCCACAACUGACGUGUGUCAGCUACAUGGCGGGGUGUGUUCCGCAAAGACCACGUUCUGUUUGCUGCAAGCGGGAGCCAUUGGGCCCCUCCUUGCGUGUCUUGACCACCGCAAUCCGAGCCUCGUGGAGGCUGCCAUGGCAGCUCUGUCCACAGUGCUGAUGGACACUGUCGACAUCGAUAGAGGCGUUAUGGUAUUAUAUGAAGCGGAUGCAAUACACCCCAUUUUGACAGUCAUGCAGGAGCAUCGCACAGAGGUGUUGCGGCAACGGGCGGUGUGGAUGGUGGAUCGGAUCCUCCGCAACACCGAAAUGGCGCAAGCCAUUUCUAUCGACUCUGGCGUGCACACGUCUCUCGUGGACGCAUUCCGGCAUGGCAAUUUUCAUGCUAAGCAAUCAGCCGAGAACGCCCUGAAAACGUUGAACAGAAUACCGCAAAAUUCUGUGACACUGGCUCCCAUGUUUAGGAGACGGUGAACAUCAUGGUUGCCAUUCGCUUUUCUGUAAUCUGUUUUAUGAAUUCCGUUUCCAACAGCAUAUUUUGGAGGGUUUAAAUGCCAUGUAGAGUGAUUGAAAGUGGAAUUCACAGAGCUUGGAGCAUUGACCAAUUCUGCGUUGAGAGUAAUGGCGUCCAAUUCUUCUGUAUCCUAUUCGAUCGAGGAGAUAGUGCGUCAUUCUUUUUACUUGGCAUGCACGGGUUUUUUCCAGGUUCAAGGUUUACAAUGUGAAGAAUAAGGUUAUUCGAGUAUCCCAUUCUUUUGCCUCGUGGACUUGCUCAGUGACCUACUGUAUUCAAAGUGUAAUAAUGCCAUUUAAGCCGAAGGCUUUUUUUGAGUUAU
Messenger RNA from Physcomitrium patens, 4652 nucleotides. Its product is annotated as U-box domain-containing protein 44. Lineage: Eukaryota; Viridiplantae; Streptophyta; Bryopsida; Funariales; Funariaceae. Gene Ontology annotation, molecular function: ubiquitin-protein transferase activity; protein binding. Gene Ontology annotation, biological process: protein ubiquitination. The record is from RefSeq and is a predicted model, not a curated record.